Molecule: messenger RNA, 2523 nt
Organism: Rasamsonia emersonii CBS 393.64
Lineage: Eukaryota; Fungi; Ascomycota; Eurotiomycetes; Eurotiales; Trichocomaceae
Exons: 5
Biological process (GO): regulation of DNA-templated transcription
Molecular function (GO): zinc ion binding; DNA-binding transcription factor activity, RNA polymerase II-specific
Source: RefSeq, a predicted model, not a curated record
CGAACCAGCCGUGCAACUGUGUCGAGUCCUGACCCGCUGCGACGGUCGCGACUUUCUCUGCACCUGCGGCGGACGCCUCUGAUGGACUGCGGGAGCACCGAUACCGCGACGGGCAUCGACCCCAAGAUCCUCGAUAGAUGGCAAUCGGACGACAGUAGCUUUUCGGUUCUAUCCUGGCAAAAGCACGAUUUGGAACAUCCACCCGACCUGGAAGCCUGUCACGACUCCAACGAGGGUGACGCUGAAUUUGUCGACCUAGCCGGUGCACAAGGCCCGCCGAGUCGCGAUAGUUUCGAGGGCCCUCUGCUCGACUCCGCGGGGGGCGACGUUCACACUAUUGACUUUAGCACCACCGGCGGACUGCACGACAGAGUCAGCUUCCUUGGGGGCACGUUCAGUCCCAGAACCCACCCAUCCUCCGGCGACGAAUCCUCUCAACCCGACAAUGCAUGGCCUCAAUUCCCGUUUUCGCAUCCCAUGGCUUUUGGGAUGCCAUUGGAUGCCCCUGUUCUCUAUCCCUAUGCGAAAGACACUGCUGGCACCACCGGCACUAUUAUCGUCGAUGAUGGUGGGGAGCUAGGCUCUCGAGGAGGAUUUUCGGAUCUUCAGUCUCAUCAGAUGGCAUCAUUUCAACAAUUGUCUCAGCCUGUUCAGUACGGGAGCGAGGCAUGGCAAGGUUCACUCAACAAUACCACAUCAUUCGUUCCCUCGCAGUUCCCGAUUUCACCUCCGUUGGAACCACAGUCCGAGAACAAGGAUGUUGAGAUGCCAGUGUCUAGCGCAGCUGUUGAUCAGCAAUGGUUCACAGGGCUUGAAAUGCCCGUGGCCCCAAGUCUGACAACCUCGUUCCCCCCGGUCUCUAAGGGCCCCGGAGCCUACGACGAAUCCCAGCAAGUGAAAUCAGAGCCUCAGAAUGAGACGCAAAGUCCAUCAUUACCAGAAGAUGUCUCUGGUGUGCUCCAGAGUUCGUAUUCGGUUACCAACGACAGCAUUGGCGCUUUUGCGGACCAUCAAGUGAAGGAAGAAAACUCACAGGCUUUGGAGUGGAAAGACUCCUCUCCGGAUGACGCUUCAUCGGAGACGUCACCGGUCUUUCCCAAGAUAAGCGCCUUCAUGGUUAGUCAGGGCUCGUCCGAUAUACCGCAGACGAGUUUCCCGUCAAAUCCAGGAAGUGUGACUACUACGGCCGUUUCUCAUGGGGGAGCACGUCAUAUUCCGCUGGCGCUCCAGCCGGCUUCGGCUGCCCGGAAGAGAAAGCAGAGAGAAUCUGUGAUGAAUGUUGAGCAGAUCAAUCAACCAAAGCCACUCCAGAUCGUCCAGGAGGAUGGACUUGGAGGGUCGAUCUCCUCAGAAGACUUUGUAUCUCCACCUCGUGGAGCGCGCCGCAAGGGGCCUCUAUCCACGAUCGGAAGAGCAAAUGCAGGUCUGAGGAGGAAGAAUAAGGACACCUGUGUGCAGUGUCGUCUGAACAAACGGAAGUGUGAUGGAAAUACCCCCUGCGAUCCCUGCCGUCCGACACUACAUGAGCAACCAUGUGCACGGGCAUGUUUUGCCAGUAUUGUCGAGUACGGCACGUGCAAUUAUAUCUCUCAACGAGCCAUUAACCAUGCGACACUGAAUGGAUCUGGCAGAGUCAGAAUGGAGAUUCCCUCUGCUUUUAAUUUGAACGAUCUGCUUACGUACCUUAACGAACGGCGCGGGCGGUUCAACAUCCGUGCGAGCCAGGCGUGGGGAUCUCUUUACGUCCUUGACCUAGCAGAGAGUUAUAAGUUCCUGAAGAAUCUCAGUGAAUGCAAUGACAAUCUGCAGUCUACUUUUCUGGAUUUCAUUGACCACCGGAUCAUCGAGUCGAAAGACAAAUCGAAGCAUUGGCUUAGUUGCGUGAAAGAUUGCGAUCCUAUGAACAAUGUCUAUGCUCUGCUCUCACGGUGGAACAAGAUGCCGAGUCGUGCCUCAUACAGCUUUGUGUCUUUAGACGGAAGUGGCCAGGACCGUCCGAUGGACGUGAAUAAUCCCGAGGACCGGAAGGACAUUCUCCUGGCUGCUCAGUUGUCGCGUAUAUUCUGUCGGAUGUUGGAGGUGGAAGGCUUCCGGAAACUGGAACGCGAUUUCUACAACAUCAAGUGGAAGCGGAUCUCUCUGGAGGCGCACCUCCGAUUCCUCAACGAGCUGGGCCACAUCCUUCUAUCUCUUCGGUGGCGGGUUUCAUGGUGGCGGCGGCUUGGAGACGGUGGUGUAGAGCCUGACCCAAGCCAGCAACACUACGUGGACCGGGUCGAUCUCCUGUGCCGGAUCCUCUACGUGUACUACACAAGCGUCCUAGGGAAACUUCCUUCGUGGUCUUCGUCGGAUGUCCCGAAAGGCGUGUGGUCGACGUAUGCGGAUGCGGAGCAGCCGGUCUGGGACGAUUUCCCCUUGGAUGCCACGGAAGAGGGAUUCCAGAAGUGGAUGGACCGGGGACGAGACCUGAUCGAACAAGCCGGGGUUCCCCAUCUCGUGUCCAGCCGGAUUUCCAAGAUUUGA